Molecule: messenger RNA, 297 nt
Organism: Haemonchus placei
Lineage: Eukaryota; Metazoa; Nematoda; Chromadorea; Rhabditida; Trichostrongylidae
Source: the annotation of a GenBank genome assembly
AUGCUUCAAGACCAGGUAAAAGCGGAUUCACAUCGAACCGCUCGUGAGCUGUCGACCAGUAUUGACGCCAAUCAGUCCGCCAAGGUUCUUGAUUUGAAAUCAUACGGUAGGGUUCAAAAAUCUGACCGAUGGAUUCUUCACACGUUGGCAGACGUCGACCUCGACAGGAACUAUAGCCUGGCAUUUUAUGAAGUCAUUGGAGAAGAACGAACGACAACGAUUGCUGGUCAACUAUGGAAGCUUAAGAAUAAUCUGACGGACACCUGCGGACAGCGGCCCAAGAUUGAAAAAGAAUGA